Molecule: messenger RNA, 1195 nt
Organism: Centrocercus urophasianus (Greater sage-grouse)
Lineage: Eukaryota; Metazoa; Chordata; Aves; Galliformes; Phasianidae
Product: testis-specific serine/threonine-protein kinase 6-like
Biological process (GO): intracellular signal transduction; microtubule cytoskeleton organization; protein phosphorylation
Cellular component (GO): cytoplasm
Molecular function (GO): ATP binding; tau-protein kinase activity; protein serine/threonine kinase activity
Source: RefSeq, a predicted model, not a curated record
GUCCCUGUUCUGACAACUCAAGAGCAGAAACAGGUAAAUAUAUAUAUGUAUAUAUAUUCAGUGCUGGAAGUUCUCCCAGUGCGUAUGCAUGACAAGCUGGGACACCCAGGAGCAGCGCAGACCCGUCGGACCACGCUGACAUCACAGUCAUAGUGAGGCACUGUCACACUUUGUCGCAGUGCCUGGGUGGACCCUCAGCCCCACAGGGCACCUGUGGAACCACUGCAGGUUUGUGAAGGUCGACUGCAGGCACGCUUUCGUCCUAUCCGGACCAGCUAAGAUGCCAAACACUGACAAAGACAAGAAGCUACUCCACAAGCUGGGCUUCACGCUGGCGGAGACCUUAGGAGAGGGUGCGUUCUCCACGGUGAGGGCGGCCACCUCCCCCAAGUACACGGUCCCCCUAGCUAUCAAGAUGGUGGACAAGCGAAGGGCCUCUCCAGAAUGUGUGGAGAAGUUUCUGCCCCGGGAGCUCUCCAUCCUGCGUGAGCUGGAUCAUCCCAACAUCGUGCUCAUCUUUGAGAUCUUUGAGCUGACCGACGGCAUGGUCUACAUCGUGAUGGAGUCGGCAGCCUUCGACCUGCAGCAGCGGCUGCAGCAGCUGGGCAAGCUGCCCUGCGUCCCCGACGCCCGGGACAUCUUUGUGCAGGUGGUGGGGGCCGUGCACUGCCUCCACGACCGCAACAUCGUGCAUCGUGACCUCAAGUGUGAGAACAUACUGCUCAGUGCUGAUGGCCGCCAGGCCAAGAUUGCUGGCUUUAGCCUCAGCAGGGAAAUGAGCAGCUACCCAGAACUGAGCAGCACCUUGUGCGGAACAGAAGCCUACAUGGCCCCGGAGAUGUGGCUGCAUUACCCCCACGAUGCCAAGAAGUUGGACAUCUGGAGCCUGGGGGUGGUCCUUCUUGCCAUGGUGACUGGCAGCUUGCCCUUCCACGGCUGCCUCUGCAACACCAUCCAGCAUCAGAAGGAUGGGGUCCAGCACCUGAGGGGGGUGUCCGCGCUGCCGGAGCCCUGCCAGGCCCUCCUUGUCCAGCUGCUGCAGUUCUUACCAUCCUCCCGGCCCAGCGUGGCGCAGGUGGCCAGCAACAGCUGGCUGAAGGUGGAUAUCUAAGGGGAAUCCUCCCCAGAGAAUGUGUCAGGACAGCCAGCUUUUGGUGCAAUAAAUGCUGUUGAAGAAAAGCUCUUGAGCAGUUUG